Molecule: messenger RNA, 1635 nt
Organism: Nerophis lumbriciformis (worm pipefish)
Lineage: Eukaryota; Metazoa; Chordata; Actinopteri; Syngnathiformes; Syngnathidae
Source: RefSeq, a predicted model, not a curated record
AUGGCGAUCAUGGGAAGAAGACCAAUUGGCUGGCUCUUGCUGCUUUGGGGGCUCGUUGCGUGUUCGGUCCUGGCAGCCGGACGGAGAGUCAAGCAGCCCCGAUGCCCAGCUGGAUGUACGUGCACCAAAGAUAACGCCUUGUGUGAGAACGUCCGGAUUGUGCCGCACUCUUUCCCUUCUGAUGUGCUCUCACUAUCUUUUGUCAAGUCUGGAUUCAAUGAAAUCGCAGGAGGAAGCUUUGCACAUACACCUGCUUUGCAACUACUCUUGUUCACGGCCAAUUCCUUUGACCUCAUCGACGACGACGCCUUCGUUGGGUUGCCGCAUCUUGAGUAUCUAUUCAUUGAAAAUAACAAGAUUGAAUCCAUUUCCCCGUUUGCAUUCCGGGGGCUCAAGUCAUUGAUUCAUUUGAGUCUGGCUUACAACAACCUUGAAAUGCUGCCUAAGGAUGUCUUUAAAGGGAUGGAUGCUUUGACAAAAGUGGAUCUGCGAGGCAACAACCUGAUAUGCGAUUGCAAGCUCAAAUGGUUAGUGGAAUGGAUGCACCACACUAAUGCCACACUGGACCAGAUCUACUGUAGCGGGCCUCCCAUCCAUCAGGGCAAGAAGAUCAAUGACCUUCUGCCGCACUCCUUUGACUGCCUCACCUCCGAAUUCGCCUCCUAUCAGUCGCUGAAGUUCGAGUCCAUUUCCGUAGAGGCCUUCACCUUUCGUGAAGAUCAGUACAUCGUGUUUGCGCAACCGUUCGCUGGCACGUGCAGCUUCCUGGAAUGGGAUCAUGUCGAGAUGACUUUCAGAAGCUUCGACACCAUUGAAAGCACUUCCACUGUGGUCUGCAAACCCAUGGUGAUCAACAACCAGUUGUUUGUCGUCGUGGCACAGCUGUUCGGCGGCUCCCACAUUUACAAACGGGACAUUUCCGCCAAUAAAUUCAUUAAAAUCCAGGACAUCGACAUCCUGAAAAUCCGGAAACCCAAUGACGUGGAAAGCUUUGUGAUCGAUGGGGAGUCCUUCUUCGUUAUCGCGGAUAGCUCAAAGGCCGGUUCGACCACCGUGUACAAGUGGAAUGGCAAUGGAUUCUACUCGCAUCAGUCACUCCAUCCGUGGUACCGGGACACAGACGUGGAGUACUUCGAGAUCUCCAACAAACCUCACUUGAUCUUGUCCAGCAGUUCCCAAAGGCCGGUGGUUUAUCAGUGGAACAGGGGCCAGAAGAGGUUUGACCGCAGAACUGACUUACCAGAGAUGGAGGAUGUUUUAUCUGUCCAACACUUUCGUGUCAAAAGUGAGCUGUUGAUAUGCUUGACCAGAUUUAUCGGGGACUCCAAGGUGAUGCGUUGGGACGGCGCCAUGUUCAAGGAGGUCCAAACAUUUCCCUCCCGCGGAUCCAUGGUUUUUCAACCCGUAUCCAUCGGCAACUGGCAAUACGCCAUCCUGGGCAGCGAUUAUUCGCUGACGCAGGUCUACCAGUGGGACACCAAGAGGGGGCAGUUUGUGCCGUCUCAGGAGUUGAGCAUCCAGGCACCACGAGGGUUUUCUCUGGUAUCCGUCGACGGGCGAGAGUUUCUGAUCGCGUCCAGUUUUAAGGGAAAGUCUCAGAUAUACGAGCAUCUCAUGAUCGAUCUGAGUGUGUAG